AUAUGUCUGUUCACUUUCAAAUUGGUUUUUCAAUACAAACCCUAGAAUUCUACCCGUGAAUACAAACAACCCUGCCGCUUCACUUCCAAAUUGAGUUUCUCAAUGUAAAUUCAUCUCAUCAUCAAUGUCAUUUCUUCAAUUUUUCAGGCAUUUCAUGAUAUCAGGAAUGAAGGGGGCUGGACUAAAAGAUUUGACUCAGUUCUUGAUAGAGCAGGGAUUUGUCUUUCUACUUCUACUAGGCGAGGCGCGGAAUUAAUUAUUGUUUAAAUAUUUUGGAGCAGGGAUUGUCAAACAUAUGAUUAUUUAUAGAUUUUUUAAAACAUUAUUUGUUAUUGUUUUUAUGUGUUUAGAUGCUUGAUAGUCAGGUUACAACUGCACAACAUUUGGAAAGGGAAAAGGCUUAUGAUGUUAUAUGUUAUGAUACAUUGUAAACAUGAUACUUUUAUGUUGCAAUUUGCUGAUACUGGUUUUUUUAUGUGUUUGUUUUUUUGAAAGAAAAAAAAAGACUGCAUCUCUGUUGAAGAUACCCUUUCUGGAUGAAGAACCUUCCGGCAACUCUUUCCCUCUAAAGAUGGGUCUUCCACUUUGCAUGUUUACUUCAACUCUCUUUUUUGGUUCUCUAUAUGCCUACCGAAACUCGAAACUACACGAUACUACUUAUGAGGUUACUUUUGUUGCAUUUGCAACAAAUUUAUAUCUCCACAAGGAUCUCUCAUUCAUUGUAAAAUUAUGGCCAUUUGUAAUCUAUUCGGCUCCACCAGGACAAUAUAAGAAAGCAAAAUCAUUAUAUGCAAAUAUAGUUAGUGGUGUAACUAUUAUUAUUAUUAUUAGUCAGGAAGCAUACAAUAUGUAUGUUGUAGGUGAUGUAUUUUGAAUGCUUUUCAUAAGUAAGAA
Vicia villosa (hairy vetch) is the source of this 894-nucleotide messenger RNA. RefSeq lists its product as uncharacterized. NCBI's taxonomy places the organism in Eukaryota, Viridiplantae, Streptophyta, Magnoliopsida, Fabales, Fabaceae. The record is from RefSeq and is a predicted model, not a curated record. The transcript has 4 exons. The coding region runs from base 434 to 874 and encodes 146 amino acids.